This is a messenger RNA of Ambispora leptoticha, 326 nucleotides long. The record is from the annotation of a GenBank genome assembly. Lineage: Eukaryota; Fungi; Glomeromycota; Glomeromycetes; Archaeosporales; Ambisporaceae.
UGAUAUGUUCGGAAAAAUGGGGUAAUAUAUUAUACAACAUUAAGAAAGAAGGUGGAACGGCUGGAAAAAUAACAUCAGCUCGAAAAACAAUCUCAGAAAUUGUAAAACCUUUAGGAGAUCAAGUAAAACGAAUUCAUAUAGAUGGAUUUAUAGUUGCAGGACGACCACCAUAUCCUGAAAUUCCAAAUUUGCUUAUUUUCGAAGAAAAUGAGUUCCACUCUACAGAUAAUUUAUCAGAUUUCGAGAAAAAACAAAAAGACAAAGAGCAGGAUACAAAGUUAAUAGUAAAAAGAUUUGAUAUAAAUCUUUCAACGAAAUUAUAUUAG